Molecule: messenger RNA, 2785 nt
Organism: Lethenteron reissneri (Far Eastern brook lamprey)
Lineage: Eukaryota; Metazoa; Chordata; Hyperoartia; Petromyzontiformes; Petromyzontidae
Gene: HAAO
Product: 3-hydroxyanthranilate 3,4-dioxygenase
Biological process (GO): quinolinate metabolic process; 'de novo' NAD+ biosynthetic process from L-tryptophan
Cellular component (GO): cytoplasm
Molecular function (GO): iron ion binding; 3-hydroxyanthranilate 3,4-dioxygenase activity
Source: RefSeq, a predicted model, not a curated record
ACACCCGCCACUCACAGCGGCGCGCUGUUCGCCGACGGGACACGCGGGGCCUUCGCCGGGCGGGACGACGUUAUUGUUGUUGUUGGUGUGGUGGUUGUUGUUGUUAGAGUUGGUGGUGGUGGUGAACUUGGUGGUAGCGGUGGUGGUGGGGUUUCUGGUGGAGUUGGUGGUGGUGGAGUUUUUGGUGAAGUUGGUAGUGGUGGUGGAGUUAGUGGUGAAGUUGGUGAAGUUGUUCGUGGUGAAGUUUCUGGUGAAGUUGGUGGUGGUGGCGUUUCCGGUGAAGUUGGUGGUGGUGGAGUUUUUUGGUGAAGUUGGUGGUGGUGGAGUUAGUGGUGAAGUUGGUGAAGUUGUUCGUGGUGGAGUUUCUGGUGAAGUUGGUGGUGGUGGAGUUUCUGGUGAAGUUGGUGGUGGUAGAGUUUCUGGUGAAGUUGGUGGUGGUGGAAUUUCUGGUGAAGUUGGUGGUGGUGGUAGAGUUUCUGGUGAAGUUGGUGGUGGUAGAGUUUCUGGUGAAGUUGGUGGUGGUAGAGUUUCCGGUGAAUUUGGUGGUGGUGGAGUUUCUGGUGAAGUUGGUGGUGGUGGCGUUUCCGGUGAAUUUGGUGGUCAUCUUGGUUCAUGGAGCUUCAGGUGGUGGCCGUGAGAAGGUGGAUCGAGGAGAAUUCGCGUUUCUUCACUCCUCCCGUGUGCAAUAAAUUAAUGCACGCGGCCCAGCUCAAGGUGAUGUUCGUGGGUGGGCCCAACCAGCGCGAGGAUUACCACAUCGAGGAGGGCGAAGAGCUCUUCUUCCAGAUCGAGGGCGACAUGUGUCUGAAGAUAAUGGAGCGCGGCCAGAGGCGGGACAUCCACAUCAAGGAGGGAGAGAUGUUCUUGCUGCCAGCUCGCAUCCCGCACUCUCCCCAGCGCCGCGCGGGCACCGUGGGUCUCGUGGUGGAACGAGAGCGCCAGGAGUCGGAGCUCGAUGGCCUCAGAUACUACGUUGGCGGAUCAUUGGAGGUGUUGUUCGAGCGAUGGUUCCGCUGUGAAGACCUGGUCAUCCAGCUCGCUCCCAUCAUCAAAGAGUUCUUCACUUCUGAGCAGUACCGGACCAAGACACCCCUUACCGCUGCCCAGAGAGUGGAUCCCCCGUUCCCGCUGGAGGUGGAGCGAGAGGUGGAGCCUCCGCUGCUCUUCUCCCCGUGGCUGGAGCGCCAGCGCCUGAACCUCCAGGAGGGGAGUGCCCAGUGCCCCUUCCAGGGCCGCUACGAAACCCAGCUUAAAAUCUACGGAGCCGGGCAGAGCGAGGGUCACGGGGAGGAGGCUGACACGUGGAUCUGGCAGAUGGAGGGGACUUCUCAAGUGGCGGUCGGAGACGUGACCCUGCCCCUGGGUCCUGACGACAGCUUGCUGAUACCCGCAGGGACCAGGUACCAGUGGAAACGAGACGCGGGCUGUACGAGUCUCUACCUGGUGCAGAAUCCCUCUCGCAAGCUGCCCUACAAUUCCCGCUGGCGCAGCUGAAAUCAAAUCAAGCUCUCGAAUCAUGUGUCCGUUUGGUAUGAGCGCCGUCAAAAUGUUUUAACUAUUUAAAUUGUACAAGGUAAGGGCCCGCUGAGCUAUACAGCUCUUAUUGAGAAGGUACGUGGCCACAAAUGAUAGCGCAAUUAAGUGGAUAAUCGUGUCGAAAUGUAUAGCAGCCGAAUACUCUAAACGCGUGUUGUUGAUUCUAAAUAUAGAGGGGAAAACCGGAGGACCUGGAGAAAAAUCCACGCGACAACCACGGGGAGAACACGCGAGCUUAACGUAUACAGCAGGCGUCAGGGUUGGGAUCGCAUCCACGACCUCCUGUAUACCGGGAAAAGUCGCUUCACAGGCGGGGAUUGUCCGCAAAUGUUCUCGCAGUAGGGGGCGAUGUCGCUGCGUGGUUUUACUCAAUUAGAUCAUUUGCGAUUUCAAGCUUUCGUGACUGCAGGGGUUCAACUUCUUGGUUCUUUCGGUAAAGUCACGUAGAAGGGAAAUAAUAAAAUAAUAAAAAUAAAACAUAAUAAAAUAAUAAUAUAAUAAUACAAAUAAUCCAUAAUAAAAUAAUAUAUUAUAAUAAUUAUUUUUUUAUUUUUAUUCUUUAUUAUUUCCCUUCUACGUGACUUUACCUAAAGAACCAAGAAGAUAGAUAAUUUGCGAAACUUUUUUUACUUAGCAAAUUUGGAUUGUGACGUCAGCAGGCGUCGCCUUACUUUUUUGAGAACGUCAUGCGAUCUUUAAGGUCCACUGUAAAGCUGACGGUGCACGGUAUUAACGGUUAAUACACACCCGAUUAGUGUGGUUGGCUACGUACGGUGCGACAGAAGUUCAACAUACGUGCAUACACCCCACAGUGUUAAUCAGGGCGGCCUCUGAGUUUGAACCGCGAACCUCUGCAACGAGCUGUAAACGCGCGGCUACCACUCAGCCGAGAGACAAACGAGUCGUGUUACCGCGAUAUCGGACGAUGUAAAAUCCACGAUAAUUGUAUCGGCCGUUUUAAAUAUAUAUCGUCCUCGUGAUUAUAUAAUCGUUUAAAUUUUACGAACAAAUAUAUAUAUUUUAUCCUGAAGUAAUGUUUUAUUGAAAUAAUAACAAACUUGAUCAUUAAAAUUGCGAGCAAAAAAAACCCGUUAUCCAUUCGAUUCAUGUGUUCGGGAGGAAUUGAUGGCAUGGCGAUUUUGUGACGUCAUCACUUGCGUAAUUCAUUUACGGUAAUAGUUCAAUUAGUUUUACUCUGACAGCACUGUGCUUUCUAAGCGUUAUAAGUCAUAAUAAUUUGAGCGAACUG